Molecule: messenger RNA, 2355 nt
Organism: Panicum virgatum (switchgrass)
Lineage: Eukaryota; Viridiplantae; Streptophyta; Magnoliopsida; Poales; Poaceae
Exons: 5
Coding region: 1565-2062 (165 amino acids)
Source: RefSeq, a predicted model, not a curated record
GGUGUGGUGUCCACACGUGGCCCGACACAGCUCACCUCACCGACGCGCCCACCUCAUCUCUUGCUCUCUCCAGAACCCUCCCUCCUCCGGGCCUCCCGUGUCCGGAGCAGCAACCCUGCGAGCUCAAGAACAGCAAGCAAGAACCAUCGCCCGGCACGAAUCGAUCAGGCGCCGAAAAGGGACGCCGCACCGAUUAAUAAGACUAUCAGUAACCAAUUCCUGUGCUAAAUCGUGUGGUUUCAGCAAUGUCUGGAAAGUACAUCAUCGCUGGCCUUGCUGCCUCCUUCGUCAUCGCAUAUGCUUCCGAUGUCCUAGUGGCACAGAAGAAGGUUUUCGGAGGCACAACACCAAGGACUGUGUCGGACAAGGAGUGGUGGGAGGCGACGGACAAGAAGUUCCAGGCCUGGCCUCGCACUGCUGGGCCUCCGGUGGUCAUGAACCCCAUCAGCCGGCAGAACUUCAUCGUCAAGGACCUCAAGCCUUGAUCCGGCGGAGGCGCUGAUGGACCAAACUGGGCACACGGUGAUAAACUGAUGGUUGUUGCUACAAGCUGCCUGUGCUGUGUCCACAGAUUAGUAGACGUACUUGGUCUGAAUAAAUCAGUGCUGCCUUUAGUCCAGUGCAGUCUUGUCUCUUCUGAAGCAUAUUUGCUUUAGACAUUUGUCAUCCUGGAUGAUUGCCCUUGAUGUGCGGCCUGAACUUUGUUUGUGUGCUCUCUCUGAGGUGUCGGCUGUCGAGUGAUCCGUGUCGCGCUGGGUGACUGGAAUAUGUGCCUUGCCUACUGAUGAAAGAUUUGGGCUAGUUGCCUACUGGAAUAUGUUUUUUCCCCUCUUCUAAUAAAAAUUCGGCAAAUCUCUUGCCGUCCGUUCAAAAAAAAAAAGAUUUGGGCUGGUUGCUUCAACCCCAGCUUCCAGUCUUCCAAAUGCCCUCUCAUUGUGAGAUCAAGAUGGCCGGCCACCUCUUGGCAAGAAUCUUGCCGUCGAUCGAGGCGCUUCUUUAGUGUCCCGCACGCGUGUCGUCUGCGUGCGUGUCCGUUAGAAAUGCACGCACGCUGCUGCUGCUUCGCUUUGGUCAAGGGUUGCGGUGAUCUGCUGCCGGAUUCAUUGGGAUGACACGGCUGUAAAUUUUGUCAGGUAGAUCACCAUAAUCUUGGAAGAUCUCGUGUUUUGACUGAACUCCAACAGGUUGUUUUCUUCAGAAUCAGAAGAGAUGAGCAAAAAGGCGGUGGCCGGUGGCACACGCAGCUAGCGACGCCUCUCUCUCUCUCUCCACCGACCAGCGGCGGGGGCUAUAAAACUGCCACGCCCAACCCCUAUGGCAUCGUGUCGCCACGCCAUUACUGAGCAGAGACCACCUCCUCUGCACUCUGCACACGUCGUCGCGUCCCCGAUCAGGGAGCAGUAAACUAACACGGGAGUGGUUUAGUGAUUCAGCAGCAAGGGGAGAGGACGACCGUACCGAUAGGUGGUAAGUUCUUGCUUUGCUCUCCCCGCGGUAGCCGGUAGAUCCACUUCUUCGCUGACCAUACUUUGCUCCGGCUAGCUAGCUGCCUGUCCGCUGCUCCAUGUCCAUGGCCACGAGAGCGAUCGCCGCCGCCCGCCGGAGUGGGCUCGCCGCCGCGCUCUCCUCGUGCAGGCGCGGAGGAGCUCGGGGUCUGUCGCACAGCAGCACCCAGCAGCUUCGCCGGGAGGAGGAGCAGAGCGCCGACCGUCACGGCGAGGCGGCGGCAGCGGUGACCGCGGCGCAGGUGGAGGCGUCGCUGAACCGCAAGAACGUGGAGGUGGUCCAGGGGGACCGGUCCGCGACGCUGCUCCCGGGCGACGCCGUCGACGCGCUGGGAGACGUGGGCGCCGAGGCCGACGACGCCUGGGUGCCCGACCAGGAGACGGGCGUCUUCGUCCCCGCCGAGGAGGCCGCCGGCACCAGCAGCGGCAGCUGCAGCGACGGCCCGCACGAGCAGCCUGCUGGGCCGUCGGUGCUGGACCAGGCGGUGUUCGUGCGCGAGGACAUGGAGGACGUCGAGAGGCCCGCCGUCGACAUGACCGGCGCCGACGCCAAGUGAACGUCCGCGCCGCCGCCGCCGCCGCCGUGUACCCUUGUUAAGUGUCGGUCUCGGCGGACCCGUAGGCCUGUAGCUGCAACUAGUAAUCGAGGACGAUAGCUGUAGCAAAUAAGCUUCCUCCCUGAUGCAAUAAAUUACUUGUAUCCUCUUUCUAUAAGGUUCCAGAAGUCACUGCUAGUUCAGAGCUCCAAGAAUUUGCAUCACAUUCCAGUAGUCUCUGUUACCUGUCAGUGAAGACACUGUACCCCUGUUCUCUGUUUAAGACACGGAAGAAGGAAAUGAAGCAUAGCUUA